AUGAAUGAACGAUCUGAAGCAAGAACUCCAAGUAGAGCCUAUGUAAUUAGAGUUCAUGAAAAAGCUAUUGCUUCAGAUGUUAUUGGGGGUACUUUUUCUCUCUUUGAUAUUAAUGUAUAUGCAUUGAUUGAUCCUAGAUCAACUCACUCGUAUAUAUGCACUGCAUUAGUAGACAAAAAGGAAUUAUUUGUUGAGUUCAUUGAAUAUACUAUCAAAGUUACGAAUCUCCUGGGAAUGGACUGGUUGUCUAAGCAUGAUGCAAUAGUGAGUUGCCGAAGGAAGCAAGUUAAUUUGAAGCGUCCUAAUGGUGAAUUUAUUUGUGUUAAGUCUGAUGGGAUUGAUUGUAUUACAAAUAUAAUUUCGGCAUUGUCAGCCUACGUUAUUGAUUCGAAAAUGAUUGAAUUAAAAAUCAAGCAAGUGCCAGUAGUCAAGGAGUGUACUGAUAUUUUACUUAAAGAAUUGCUUGGAUUGCCAUCAACACGUGAAGUAGAAUUUGUGAUCGAACUUGUGCCUGGAACAGCUGCAGUUUUGAUAACGCCGUAUAGGAUGGCCCUUACAGAAUUGAAAGAGUUGAAAGUGCAGUUGCAAGAGUUGUUAGAUUGCAGAUUAUUCGACCGAGUGUGUCACCUUGAAAAGUUCCAGUUUUGUUCGUAA
Messenger RNA from Gossypium raimondii (Peruvian cotton), 654 nucleotides. RefSeq lists its product as uncharacterized. The transcript is spliced from 2 exons. The record is from RefSeq and is a predicted model, not a curated record. NCBI's taxonomy places the organism in Eukaryota, Viridiplantae, Streptophyta, Magnoliopsida, Malvales, Malvaceae. The coding region runs from base 1 to 654 and encodes 217 amino acids.